AUGGACCUUGCCACGCGCACCCUCGAUCUUAGCCGUGCUAUUCUCGACAUCCUUAAUAAAGAAAACAGUGUUCGCGACGCAGCCGGUGAAAUUCUAGAAUGGCUCGGCCGCGAGCGCAUAGACAAGCAAGAAUAUCAGUACUGCGUCGAAGCCUUGAGUGCCCAAGCCUUUCCAAAUGCCAGAGGUCUCGAUAUACAGCACCAAGUUCGAUCAUCAGAACAGAAAGUCUCCAGCGUUGCCGGUUUGAAAUUGAAGCUCUCUACAUCCAUUGGGCGAUGGAUGUUGAGUGACCCCAAUCUUGUAUACGUUGUAACGACAGUGGCAGUCUGCAUGAUGUAUCAUGACAUGGAGUAUGCCGUUGAAGUACUGUGCAACUUCGCCUUGGAUCAAGGUGGCCACGAAGAGGGAGUUUCAUAUCCCCGAAAUCCGUAUCGGAUGAGGCUGAAGCCUGUUGUCACCAAAUUCGUGGACAGUGUUGCUUUGAAUAUUGUCAACACUGGGCAUGACUUUAACUCGGCUCUUCCGAGUGAGUUGGAUGGCAUUUGCAGUCAUCCAUUAGAGGCGCCUCAAUUGUCGGCGAUCAUCAAAGUAGUCGCUCAAGCGCAAAGCGACAUAUUUAUCACGUCUGACCUAUUCCCAGGAGACUUGGUAAUGUGGCUCAUGACACAUUUCCACGGCAUCCUCGAGAUAUCUCUUAAUGGAAAGGUUAUUCUUGAGGAAGAUUCUGGGACUGAUUCUGUUAGAGUCAUCUUCGCCAUCAACAAUAGAUGCUCAACUUGUCCUAAUCGCGAUGGAGACUUGAAAAACAGUAACAUCAAAGUGGCAACCAUUGUAAAAGGAAAGCUGACUACGCUCAUAGACGAGAGUCACUGCUUUUACCGUGAAUCAAAGUCCAGCACAAGGCAAGAGUUAUACGAGACGGGUCUCCUGGCCGACACAAGGCGUGCUCAGCUUUCUCGCAACGAAGUGGCAGAGCUCAGAAUCGCUGCCAGGUCGCUACUACGUUGGCUUUUGGGGCUAGAACUCCGCAUAAGCGAUACGGCGCGUAUAUUUAUUGUCUCAAAGUCUGGCGAUGGAGGCUUUGCUCGCAAUCCCGCCGCCGAUGGUUUUAUUUGUAAACCGCUUGAGGAUCUGCUAGCUGGCUUCCCAACUGUCUUGAACAAAAACUGGGGCGACGCCAAAGGCGGUGAUAGCAGAGCAAUCUACGAAGAGCCUCAGCCGAGCCUUGAACAGGAAACUGAGGGACUAUCCAUGUCGAUCCACGAAAUAAUGCAAUGCUUCCCAAUUGCCAUGUCUUUGUUUGACACGGUUCAACAGAGAUGUAAGUGCCGACAUUGUGGGCAAGGAAGAACCCUCGGAACUGGUUCUUGGGGCUGCCUGAGAGAAUCAGCGCUCGAUGAGCUUUUGCUUCUUAUCACCCAUGGUAUAGCAGAAGCUUUUGGCGCAACGAACGUCUCAGGUUUAUCAGAUAAAGAGCACAUUAGAGAGACGAUACGCCAGAUUUUCAGUAAAAUCAUUCUGCAUUCCACCAUUCAGUGGGACAGGUGGUUUCACCUAGUCGCCCUGGUCUACCUUGGAGGCAACCUCAAAAUUAUCGCACCAUGGAACGGGCGGUUCAUUUUCGGAGAAGAUACUACAUCCGUAGUAGCAUAUCAACGAGGGUCCCUCGUGAUCGCAGCGCCAUGGUUAGACCUCACGGUUGACCUUUCGUCUCAUCGUGUGUUCGCAGCAGCAUUCGGCAAUGGCCAAAUCCGCGGGAUUAACAGUGAAGAAGCGAUGAUUGAGUUGGAGAGCUGUAUGAGUGUCGAUGCCUUGAAUGAAUUCAAGUGCUAUACGCCAAGUAAUGAAGAACUCGCUCAGUUGGAUGAUGGGAAGUGCAUGGUUGAAUCUGCCUUGAUGUCAAAAGGAGAAGGCUCAUACCGACUUCUCACAAUGCUACGAUCCGAGUCAUAUCGACGGAUUAUCGACCCCUCCGACACCAUUCUCGGACUUUUUCGAUCUUCUUACCCAAGGUGCUCUCAUCCACAUCCUAUGAAAAAGCCAAUUCUCAAAGAUGGCAAACAGGUUCACUUAGCUACAUUUGACCAUGCUGUUGGUGGGUUCAGCGUGAAUCCUUUGGACUUUAACCAUCUCCCCCGACUGCCAGAUACAAUCCAGGUCACCAAGCUUUUAGACACUACCCUGAAGUUUAACGUUACUCUUGGCUUGGUGUCUGAAGGGCCUGUUGUAGCAGAUCGUUGCUGUUUGAGCUGCGCGUGCGAUGAGACGGGACGGGUGGAGGGCAAGCAGCCAUGUAUCGUUCGCAGGGCUCACGCCACUUCGGGAUCCCGCGAAUUGCGCAAGGUUGGUUAUCCACAAAGCGGCAAUACAGCGAAAUGA
Fusarium musae is the source of this 2379-nucleotide messenger RNA. RefSeq lists its product as uncharacterized. Lineage: Eukaryota; Fungi; Ascomycota; Sordariomycetes; Hypocreales; Nectriaceae. The record is from RefSeq and is a predicted model, not a curated record. Bases 1 to 2379 code for a protein of 792 amino acids. The transcript has a single exon.